Messenger RNA from Hypanus sabinus (Atlantic stingray), 2786 nucleotides. It is a transcript of the gene lactb, whose product is annotated as lactamase, beta. The transcript is spliced from 6 exons. NCBI's taxonomy places the organism in Eukaryota, Metazoa, Chordata, Chondrichthyes, Myliobatiformes, Dasyatidae. The record is from RefSeq and is a predicted model, not a curated record. Bases 187 to 1803 code for a protein of 538 amino acids.
CCUCCCUCCCCCUCACCCCCUCUCUUUCCCCUUCCCUCCUCUCCUUGCUCCUUCCUCUUUGCCCCUCUUUCGACAUCUCUCUCCACCACCCACUCCUUCCUACCCAUCGCAGCCGUAUUUGCAUCCCUCCUCCCCCUUUCUUUUCCCAUUAGGGCCCGGGCCUCCUCCCUCCCGCUCUGCCGGGGAAUGUCCAGCUAUUCGAGCCAUCACUGGCGAACCCUGGACCGGUGUGGCGCCUCCAGUGUGGUCGCCUGGCGCCCGCACCGGCUCUCGCUGCUGAAGCUACACCGGCAGAGCAGCUACUGGUCUCGGCCCAAGUGGGCCGCGGGCUCGGGCCCGGCCCGCUGCCGGAGCCUGGCCCUGGUUGCGGGGGUAGGGCUCGGCAUCGGGCUCGGCAUCGCUUUCACUCGCGAUCUGGCCCUGCAAUCGGAAUGCCUGUCCGAGGAGGAAGAGCAGCGGGGACCGUCGGCCCGGAGCCUGGAGGCGGCCCGGGAGGUGGGCCGGGACUUGCUGCAGAGGAUCAAGGAUGAAGUGGGAGCCCCUGGGAUAGUAGUUGGAGUUGCUAUGGAUGGAAAGGAAGUUUGGUCUGAAGGACUGGGCUAUGCAGAUGUGGAAAACAGAGUGCCGUGUAAGCCAGAUACGGUGAUGCGAAUUGCCAGCAUCAGCAAACCCCUUACCAUGACUGCCAUCGCCAAGCUGUGGGAAAAUGGAAAGCUGGAUUUUGAUGCUCCGGUGCAGAAGUAUGUGCCAGAAUUUCCAGAAAAGGAGUACGAAGGAGAGAAAGUAACGAUAACUAUAAGGUUGUUGGUGUCCCACCUGAGUGGCAUACGGCACUAUGAGAAAGAUGUUAAGAAAGUACGGGAACAAAAGAAAAAAGACAAGAAGGGACAGAAGCUUGUUAAAGACACUGCAGAGCCAAAAACCUGCCGGAACAAGAAGGAGUUUGAAUAUGAAGAAUACUACAUCAAAGAAAAAUUUGAGAAUAUUUCAAAAUCACUGAAGCUCUUUGAGAAUGACCCCUUGGUUUUCAAACCUGGGGAUCAGUUCUUGUAUUCAACUCAUGCCUGGACCCUUCUUGGUGCUAUAGCGGAGAGGGCUUCUCAGCAAAACUUCUUGCAGUUGAUGGUUAAACUGUUCCGGGAUCUUAAUAUGCUCAGGACUGUGCCAGAUGAAAAUGAGCCAAUCAUAUACAACCGAGCCAGGUACUACACUUACAAUGAGAAGGGGCGACUGGUUAACUCUCCAUAUGUGGAUUGCUCAUACAAAUGGGCUGGAGGUGGUUUCGUCUCCACUGUGCAAGACCUGCUGAAGUUUGGUAACGUGAUGCUCUACAGCUACCAGGCUGGGCAGCUGCAGGAUGGGCACCAGGCAUUGCUCCCAGGCUACCUUGGGCCGGCCACCAUGAGGAUGAUCUGGAGACCAGUAGGGAAAACCGAACUGAACUGGGACAGAGAUGGUAGCUACGCCAUGGGCUGGGGCGUUGUGGAGCAAGGGCAAGAGUGGGGGCAGUGCCGGAAACGAAGGCACUACCUCACACACACUGGUGGGUCUGUGGGUGCCAGCAGUGUCCUGCUGAUCCUCCCCAAGGUAUCUGGCCAAUCAGAGACAGAAACUCUCCCACAAGGGGUAGUGGUUGCCAUCCUCUGCAACUUGCAGUCUGUUAACCUUAACACCACCGCUCUGAAAAUUGCAUUAGAAUUUGACAAGGUCAGGAAUGCUGAACCCUCCAUUCCAACCCCUGCCGGUGGUGGCCCAAUACUAGCAGAUGACGUAAAUGCUGAAAGAGCCAGUUUUCAAGAAUGAGCAGCAUUUGGGGCUGGAGGACAGGGUAUUCCUGUGCUGAGGACCCUCAUUGACUAGUAAGCUUGCCACUCUGAUUGGGGAUAUGUCUCUUCUCCCUCCACUGCAUCAUAAAUGAUACUAUAACUCAAGCUAAGGAGUUGAAAUUGGAUUUAUUUUUUUAAAAAUAGGUUUCGUUUUUAGUCGUGACUAGGGGGUCAUCUUGGAAUCUAUCAGUAAUGAUGAGCUGGCACCCGUGCAAUUCCAUCGUUCUUGAGUGCAGAUCUUGCACGAUCGGCAUUUCAACAUUUUGUUCAAUCAUUUCCAGUUGAAUGAUUUUACAAAACAAUGUUUUAUAAACUUUACUGAAAGAAAUCUAAAAAAGUAGUUCAUUAUUUCUUUGUAACAGUAUUGGAAAAUGUUAAUGAACUGUGUUUUAAGGUAUUAAGCAAGAAGCUCUGUGACUGAGAAAUGGUGAUUGAAAGCUGGAAAUGCUGAUUAUUCACGGAUAGAUUCUGCUUGUAGUCCAGACAUUCAGUGUUGGGCAAUCCCACAGUGAGAUUUUGUUUGUUUUUCUAUGAAAACCACAAAAGUUUUCUUCAAAAUCAUUAAAGCCUUUAAUAGAUUGACAUCAUCUUUAGGAAUGUAUAUAGUGUACACAAGGACAGGAGAAUUGGAAGAAGCAAGUUGUUUGACUCUGGCACCGCUCCAUCAUUUAAUCUGGUGACUGCAAAUUUCACUUCUAGUAUCUUGCACCAAUACCAUUUCCUUUGAUCUUGUUGAUGUCAAAAUAUCUUUUGAUCUGUCUCGAACAAAUUUAGUGAUUGAGCCCACACGACUCCCAUGUGACAACAAUUCCCGAGAUUCACCGUGUAAAAAUUUCUUCUCAUUUCUGCCCCGAAUCUUCAUCGCCUUGUAUUUGUUUUGAGCUUCAGGAAAACAAAAUGAAAAUUAAUGAUAAAAUACAACACAGCAUUAAAAUCAAAUAAAAUUUGUUUGAAAUAUUA